This is a messenger RNA of Xenia sp. Carnegie-2017, 3098 nucleotides long. RefSeq names its product DNA polymerase zeta catalytic subunit-like. Lineage: Eukaryota; Metazoa; Cnidaria; Anthozoa; Malacalcyonacea; Xeniidae. The coding region runs from base 1129 to 2961 and encodes 610 amino acids. The record is from RefSeq and is a predicted model, not a curated record. The transcript has 24 exons. Gene Ontology annotation, molecular function: protein binding; DNA-directed DNA polymerase activity; nucleotide binding. Gene Ontology annotation, biological process: error-prone translesion synthesis; double-strand break repair via homologous recombination. Gene Ontology annotation, cellular component: nucleus; zeta DNA polymerase complex.
UUUCAGAAUUUACAGCCAUAAACUAAACAUGUUGAGCUGUGUUAUUCCUGAGCUUGAUGAAGGAAAUAUCUGUCCUACUUGUCCAAAACUGAUGGUGUGAUCUUUGAGUCUCUUGAUGCUCUAUUUAUUGGACGAAGGAAAAAGCUGGGCAGAGUCUUGGAAAACCUCUAUUUGGACAGCUGAUGUUCUAUGAUCAGACACAUGUUGAUCAAUUUGUUGCAAAUUAUACCUCACCUACAUCAAACAAGGAGUGUCAUGGUUUUCUUGCUGGGAAUGCUGUUCGAUCAAUGAAUCGCUACAGAGCUCUUGAUGAAACAGCAAUCUUUGGGCAGGCUGUCGACAUGAGUUUCCUAAAAAUUCUUAAAUUUGAAACAUGGAGAGAGAUUGAGCUAUGCAGUUUAUGUUCUCCAAGAAUUAGAGAAAGAUAAUGUUGAUAAUCCUGCACUCAAAAUAAACAUAUUGUAUGAUGUUGCAUACAUGUUGGUGAAACACUUACAGAAUUUGGAGGAUCCGAUUGUUGACAUUUUUCAAUUUUCAAUUCCAAUUUUUCACUGCUAUGGGCAUGUUGGACGAUGCCAAGUUAAAUUUAGUCCCCGUCGUAAAGAAGGAUUUGGCCUAACUGACGGUGAGAUGUUGGAGAGAUUGUGAGCUUACAUUCGCAAAUUUAGCAGAAUGACUAAAGAAAUGCGUCCAAGUCACAGAGUUGAUGUACUCAGUGAUGCUCUUUUACAUUAUGGAAAGAAAACGAAGAUUAAUUUAGGCAAUUUGCUGAUGGCAAGGAUGAAGCGAGCUGUUGACGUGGAAGAAACUGCAAAAUCAGAUAUUGAAAAGUUAUGCAGGUGCUUUCCGUCUCACAGGAUUUCAAUAGAUGAUAUUCGUGAGUGGAUGAAGGACGAAUCGACUUUUUUUGGUCGUGAAGUUGAGACUGAAGAAGAAGAUUGGAAAUGCAAGUACGUUAUAUACCUGGACUUGUACGCUGAUCUUUACCAUCGAUGGAAUGGUUGCACUGAUCCAAGUGAACUGACUGUUCCAUUUAAUCAGAUGAAAAAAUUGACAUGCAGUUGAAGAUCAUGGAAAGGGAAAACUCAAUUUCUGCACGCUGUCAAAAUACUGACUCAGAGUACGAAAAUGCAUAGGCUUGGAGCAUGGAGUAUGUUUGUUGAUGAAGAAACUAUUGCUAAACCAUCUGAGGAAAAGUCGACAAUCCUUGAGGAGUAUGAAUUAUCGAAGAAAAACAAAUCAAAGAAAGAUGAUAUGAAACCUUCAGAAGAGAAAUCCACAUUACACAUUAAAGAUGCAUAUGACUAUCAAGGAAGAUCAUAUCUUCACAUUCCACAAGAUCUUGGCAUUAAUCUCAAGUCAGAUACUCCUCCAGAACGUUGCUUUCUACCAAAACAACAUAUUCAUACGUGGUCUGGUCACACUAAAGGUGUUUCUGCAAUAAGAUUCUUUCCGAAAUCUGCUCAUCUUCUUCUGUCGUGUAGCAUGGAUUGUAAAAUUAAGGUAAAAGUCAUUUUCUCUGUCUUACAUGUCGUUGUUCAUUUUGAGUUUGGUUGUACAUCGUUGAAUGUUCCUCCAACAUUACUGGAGAAACUGCAAGAUGAUAUUCAUGUAAGCGCCAACGGCUCUGUUUUUGUAAAAUCUAACAUAAGACGAGGAAUUUUACCCAGAAUGUUAGAGGAGAUAUUAUACACACGUAUUAUGGUAAAGAAAGCGAUGAAAGAUUGUAAAGAUGAUAAAACUCUUCUUCAACUUCUUGAUGCUCGACAACUUGCUUUAAAGUUGAUUGCAAAUGUCACUUAUGGUUACACAUCAGCAAACUUCUCAGGACGAAUGCCUUGUGUUGAGAUUGCUGACGCCAUUGUUCGUAAAGCACGCGAGACCCUGGAACGAGCUAUUAAUCUCGUGAACACAAGGGACGAGUGGGGUGCUCGUGUGGUAUAUGAGGACACCGGUAAUCUUUUUGUAUUAGUAAAGGGUGACAGUAAAGAGGAAGCGUUUAAGAUUGGAAAAGAAAUUUUUGAUGCUGUUACUGCAGAGAAUCCUAAACCUGUGAAACUAAAGUUUGAAAAGGUAUAUAUGCCUUGUGUUCUUCAAACAAAGAAACGUUACGUUGGUUAUAUGUACGAAACAUUAGAACAGAAAGAUCCAGUGUUUGAUGCGAAAGGAAUAGAGACUCUACGGCGAGAUACAUGUCCAGCGGUCGCUAAGAUUUUAGAGAAGUCUUUAAGGAUUUUAUUUAAAGAAAGAGACGUGAGUCUUGUGAAGAAGUUUGUCCAGCGGCAGUUCGUUAAAAUGAUGAAAGAUAGAGUAUCGAUUCAGGAUUUCAUCUUUGCUAAGGAAUAUCGUGGAAUGAAAAGAUAUAAACCAAAAGCAUGUGUUCCAGCUUUGGAAAUUGCAAGACGUCAUUUGUCACGUGAUCGUCGCGCGCAACCUCGCGUGGGAGAACGUGUACCUUACGUCAUUGUUAACGGCAGUCCUGGACUACCAUCGAUUCAAUUGGUUAAAGAUCCUAUUGAUGUGUUAAAUGAUAAAAAUCUACGCCUCAAUACCAUCUACUAUGUUCAGAAACAAAUACUUCCUCCAUUGGAUCGAGUUUUUUCCUUGAUUGGUGUUGAUGUGUUUUCAUGGUAUACACAACUACCCCGCUAUAUCCCUCGACAUCGUGUUAUUGCAAGGAAACAAAAACGUUCGAUUUCUCGGUUUUUUACAACUCUACACUGUCCUGUAUGUGAACAAUUAACACAGCAUGGUUUGUGUCAAAGUUGUCGUAGCAACCCUCAAAAGUCUGUCUUUAUUCUGGCAAGUAGAGUGGGGAACUGGGAAAGAAAAUACAGUCAUCUUAAAGAGAUAUGUUUUCAGUGUUGUGGAGCUAGAGAUGAACAACUGAGCUGUAUAUCACUGGAUUGUCCUGUUAUGUUUAAACUAGAGAAGUUAAAACAAAUAUGGAAUAUGGAAUGACAUUAAGAGACUUUCAAAAACAAUUGAAGAAAGUUAUGGUCAGUCAGAGGUAAACAAUAUAACCACCAAACGUUGAUGGUAUAUUAUCAUCGUUGAAAUCUUGAUGAAAUAGAGAUUUCACAUUUUUCACUAGAGCA